Sorex araneus (European shrew) is the source of this 5806-nucleotide messenger RNA. RefSeq names its product NEDD4 like E3 ubiquitin protein ligase (gene NEDD4L). The transcript has 30 exons. The coding region runs from base 169 to 3036 and encodes 955 amino acids. The record is from RefSeq and is a predicted model, not a curated record. Gene Ontology annotation, biological process: ubiquitin-dependent protein catabolic process; regulation of dendrite morphogenesis. Lineage: Eukaryota; Metazoa; Chordata; Mammalia; Eulipotyphla; Soricidae. Gene Ontology annotation, molecular function: protein binding; sodium channel inhibitor activity; ubiquitin protein ligase activity.
GGGACCCGCGCCGGCCCCGCAGCCUUCCGGGAGGAAGCGGCGCCGGCCGCGGCGGGGCGCGCGCGCUCGGGCUCCCUCACCUGCUGGGGCGCGCGCAGGGCCUGGGCCGGCCGCGGGAGCGCAGAGCCGGGAGCGGGGCCGGGAUCCCGCGCGGGGGGCUCCGGCUCCAUGGCGACCGGACUCGGGGAGCCGGUGUACGGACUUUCGGAAGACGAGGGAGAGUCCCGUAUUCUCAGAGUGAAAGUUGUUUCUGGAAUCGACCUCGCAAAAAAGGACAUCUUUGGAGCCAGUGACCCAUACGUGAAGCUUUCGUUGUACGUAGCGGAUGAAAACCGAGAACUUGCACUAGUACAGACAAAGACCAUUAAGAAGACGCUGAACCCAAAAUGGAAUGAAGAAUUUUAUUUUAGGGUCAACCCAUCCAAUCACAGACUCCUGUUUGAAGUAUUUGAUGAGAACAGACUGACGAGAGACGACUUCCUGGGACAGGUGGACGUGCCCCUCAGCCAUCUCCCGACCGAAGACCCCACCAUGGAGCGACCCUACACCUUCAAGGAUUUUCUCCUCAGGCCAAGAAGUCAUAAGUCUCGCGUGAAGGGGUUUCUGCGGUUGAAAAUGGCGUACAUGCCCAAAAACGGCGGCCAGGACGAGGAGAACGGCGAGCAGAGGGAGGACAUGGAGCAUGGCUGGGAGGUCGUGGACUCCAAUGACCCCGCGUCACAGCACCAGGAGGAGCUGCCGCCCCCGCCUCUGCCCCCGGGCUGGGAAGAAAAAGUGGACAACCUGGGGCGCACGUACUACGUCAACCAUAACAACCGCAGCACACAGUGGCACCGGCCCAGCCUGAUGGACGCGUCAGCUGAGUCGGAGAGUAACAUCCGGCAGAUCAACCAGGAGGCCGCACACCGGCGCUUCCGCUCCCGCAGACACAUCAGCGAGGACCUGGAGCCAGAGCCGGGCGAGGGCGGAGAUGGCCCCGAGCCUUGGGAGACCAUCUCAGAGGAAGUGAACCUCAGCGGAGAUGCCCUCAGCCUGGCGCUGCCCCCUCCGCCGUCGUCCCCCAUCUCUCGCACGAGCCCCCAGGAGCUGUCUGACGAGCUGAGCCGAAGGCUGCAGAUCACCCCCGACUCCAACGGGGAGCAGUUCGGCUCUUUGAUCCAGAGAGAGCCCUCGUCCAGGCUGAGGUCCUGCAGCGUCACGGAGGCCGUCGCCGAGCAGGCGCACCUGCCGCCGCCGUCGGUGGCCUAUGUACAUACCACGCCGGGCCUCCCUUCGGGCUGGGAAGAGAGGAAAGAUGCUAAGGGCCGCACGUACUAUGUCAAUCAUAACAACCGAACCACCACGUGGACCCGGCCGAUCAUGCAGCUCGCGGAAGACGGCGCGUCGGGGUCGUCCUCAAACAGUAGCAACCACCUCGUCGAGCCGCAGAUCCGCAGGCCCCGCAGCCUCAGCUCGCCCACCGUGACUCUGUCCGCCCCCCUGGAGGGUGCCAAGGACUCACCCAUCCGGCGGGCUGUGAAAGAUACCCUUUCCAACCCCCAGUCCCCACAGCCGUCACCCUACAACUCCCCCAAACCACAGCACAAGGUCGCGCAGAGCUUCCUGCCGCCCGGCUGGGAGAUGAGAAUAGCGCCCAGCGGCCGGCCCUUCUUCAUCGACCACAACACAAAGACGACGACGUGGGAAGACCCACGCUUGAAAUUUCCAGUGCAUAUGCGGUCCAAGGCGCCUUUAAACCCCAAUGACCUUGGCCCUCUUCCUCCUGGCUGGGAAGAAAGAAUUCACCUGGACGGCCGAACGUUUUAUAUUGAUCACAAUAGCAAAAUUACUCAGUGGGAGGACCCCAGGCUGCAGAACCCAGCGAUCACCGGUCCGGCUGUUCCUUACUCCAGAGAAUUUAAGCAGAAAUAUGACUACUUUAGGAAGAAAUUAAAGAAACCUGCCGAUAUCCCAAAUCGGUUCGAAAUGAAACUGCACAGAAACAACAUCUUCGAGGAGUCCUACCGGCGGAUCAUGUCUGUGAAGAGGCCCGACGUCCUCAAAGCCAGGCUGUGGAUCGAGUUCGAGUCGGAGAAGGGCCUGGACUACGGGGGCGUGGCCCGGGAGUGGUUCUUCCUGCUGUCCAAGGAGAUGUUCAACCCCUACUACGGGCUCUUUGAGUACUCGGCCACGGACAACUACACGCUCCAGAUCAAUCCCAACUCGGGCCUGUGCAACGAGGACCACCUGUCGUACUUCACCUUCAUCGGGAGGGUCGCCGGGCUGGCCGUGUUCCACGGGAAGCUCCUGGACGGCUUCUUCAUCAGACCCUUUUACAAGAUGAUGCUGGGGAAGCAGAUCACGCUGAACGACAUGGAGUCCGUGGACAGCGAGUAUUACAACUCUCUGAAAUGGAUCUUAGAGAACGACCCCACGGAGCUGGACCUCAUGUUCUGCAUCGACGAGGAGAACUUCGGACAGACGUACCAAGUGGAUCUGAAGCCCAAUGGGUCAGAAAUAAUGGUCACCAAUGAGAACAAAAGGGAAUAUAUUGACCUGGUGAUCCAGUGGCGGUUUGUGAACAGAGUCCAGAAGCAGAUGAACGCCUUCCUGGAGGGCUUCACGGAGCUGCUGCCCAUCGACCUGAUUAAAAUCUUUGACGAGAACGAGCUGGAGUUGCUGAUGUGUGGCCUUGGAGACGUGGACGUGAACGACUGGAGGCAGCACUCGAUCUACAAGAACGGCUACUGCCCCAACCACCCUGUCAUCCAGUGGUUCUGGAAGGCGGUGCUGCUGAUGGACGCCGAGAAACGGAUCCGGUUACUGCAGUUCGUCACUGGCACGUCCCGGGUACCUAUGAAUGGAUUCGCCGAGCUCUACGGCUCCAACGGUCCUCAGCUGUUUACAAUAGAGCAAUGGGGGAGUCCCGAGAAACUGCCCAGAGCUCACACAUGCUUUAAUCGCCUUGAUUUACCUCCAUAUGAAACCUUUGAAGAUUUACGAGAGAAGCUUCUCAUGGCGGUGGAGAAUGCACAAGGGUUCGAGGGGGUAGAUUAAACACCCCCACGUCCAGGAGAGGGUGUUCGUCCAGCAAGCCCUGCUUGCACUUUUGCAUUUGCCUAACAGACUGCAGAGACGCCGGCCGGAAGCGCCGCGGCCGGCCGGCUGCCGGGGCAGAGCCUGGCCCGCCACUUGCCCCGGUCCCGCCGUGGGAAGCCAGGCCCAGGUCGCGUUCCUGCAUUUUUCCGCCACAAAUUACCAACCGGUUGACGUGUGCACUAAUUACAUUUCAGGAGGACUUAAUCUAUUUAUGUUGUGCCUCUGUAGGCAAAGCCCUUAAUAAAUAUUUUACAUACUUUAUAAUGACAAUGAAUGGAAUUAAUCACUCUACAGGUAUAGUAUUACAGCUCAUGUUUACUUUUUAAAAUGAUUUAGACCGAUUUUCAGAUUUUAUUUCAUUACGAUUAAAGAUGUCUCGUGUACUUGGAAAAUUGAGCUUUUUUUUUUUUUUUGUAUCUGGAUAUCAUAACCAGGUUUAAUGUCAGUGACAUUGUUCUUUUUGGAGUUCUUGAGCAACAACCCCUUCACCCCCCUCGGCCUCUUACCUGAUUCAGUUCAGAAGAUUGCUCCUUUGUCCGAAAACCUUCCCUCGAGGAGUCCUUUGAGAGAAUUUAGACUUUAACCUUAGGUAUCAUGAUCAUUUUUUUUUCAUACUCCAAGAGAAUGAAAACAAACUGGAGACUCUUUGUGUAUAAAUUCCGCACCCCCAGCUACGGGCCGAGAGAACUGUAACAUAGCAUGACAAGCCUCGUGGAGACUUGGAGGAGCCAUCCCUAAGUUCUUCCUUAGGAGGGGGCCACGUUCUCCUCCUGGCUGAGAGGGGAAGCCACCGUUCCUGGGAGAAAAGCGGCUCCACCCUUCCCGACGCUGUCCAGUUGCUCCCUGAUGACCUUCUCUUCGCCGUCUGGGGUGGAGGCGCGUGGAUGGCGCUUGGCCCUGUAGAAACCAGCUCUGUGUCGUCUGCUGUUUGUACGCGUGUGUGAACUGUGGCCGAUGUCGUGUUCCCUCCGCACCGACCCAGAAGGCACUUUACAUGCCCCCCCGGAUGUCACCUGGCGGUGUGGCCGCUGCCUGGGUUUCUCCUAAACAUUCGGUGUGACGCUGCUUCCCUCUCCCGCCCCGUCCCGUCCGCGCCGUGUCUAUUGAUGAUCGUGAACGUGGCCACUGGUGUACGCCGUGCGCCUGGACGUGAAACUGAGCCUCCAGACCUCACCCAGGAGUGGGCAGAAGUGCCCUCCGCCUGCCCUCGGCCGCCAGCUCCGAUUGCCCGUCGAGUGUCGCAUGCUCCGAUGCCCGCAUGUCUCAGCCGUGUCCUGUGCCCAGGCUCACGGACAGAGAAGACCGGGCACCCGUGCUGCAGGGCAGGGGGCCCGAGCACGUGGGCUCUCACUUGGGUCUGGGGGUGGCAGGGGGCGUGUUUUGAGAGAAAACCUAAGGCAGGGGGGAGGUGUGCAAACCUGCUGUUCUUUGUCAUGGUCUUCUAGGUCCGCCGGCCGUCACGAGACCCCCAUAGAGACGAGGACAGACGGUAGUUCGGGGGGGGGUUCAGUGUUGACUUAGAAGGAGCUUCUAAGGGAAGACUUUGCUUUGUGCCCAGGUCUGGAUGGCUUGUGAGAUACUGUGAAUGUUUAUAGCUGCCUUUUGAGUUGUCUAGAGGGGUGCUGGGUACCCCGCUGUCUCAAAGAAGGGGGAUUCCUGCAGAGCUGAGCGUGGAUUCCCUCUCUGUGUUGAUUUUGAAACACCCAGUAGUGGUCGGAAAAUUUAGUUGAAAAACUAGAAAACUACGAUGUCAUUCAUUACUUCAUCCAUGUGUGGGUUUCCUGCCCUUCCCACCAGACUGAGCCCCCAGUUCGCCCUAUUAUGUCCCCCUCAGUCUGAUCUUGGCUUUAAGAUCGGCGCCAGCGUCUGGGCAAUCCGGCUGGUGGUUAUGGGGGAGAUGCCCAACAAUUCUAACCUAAGAAGUGGGGUUCCUCUAUCAUUUUGUUAAAACUGUUCCCCAAAACGCCAAACAUUCACUUAGGGCGAAUUAGAGACUAGAAAAGAAAACCCAGAUAUAAGAUGAAUGGAUGAAACUCAUCCAGAUUCCCCCAUUCGGUAUUUCUGUCCCCUUCCUCCCUGACGUCAGUGAGGAGGAAAUCGUGCUGGUUGGGGACAGCCAUUUUCCCUUUCCUUCCAAAUCCGAUGCCCACGGUGAUCGCCCGUGACUUCUUCUAUCCGCAGUGGUCCUUGGUCUUGUCUUCUCUGAAUCCUGACGCUCACUGUCCUCUCUGCCCCAAAAAAGGGCAGCACGCAGCCCACCCCAGCUGUUCCCGGGGUGCUACCCGCCUGGUCAGCAGGCCUGGGGAAACGUGAGGGUCUGUCCUAGCCCACCUGGGGCCCUGCAUCUCUGCAGCCUCGUUUUCUGAGCGAUGCCCUUUAGACUUGCCCUGGUUCCCUGAAGAAGGCCUGGGCAGAACCACGUGGGCUCGAAGCUGACCCAGGCCUGCCUGUUCUCUGCCCGAGCUGGCCCUGCUUCUCUCCCUGCUCGCUGGAGACUGCGUUUCAAAGCUCACCCUGGGGCCCGGCAGGAAGGGGCGCCCCUCUGUGCCCGCAGACCUGGUGCGUUUUAAGGGCUUGCUGGUUUGCCUGAAGCAGCUCCUCCCGUGGGCCCAAACGCCUCUCACUGGGUCUCCGGACCCUCGGGCCCUCACAAAGGGCAGAAAGCAGUUGGCCUGGUUCCAUCUCUUUCUCCUUCUCCGGCCCCAGAACACAGGAGGAUUCUGCGAUU